Messenger RNA from Cylindrotheca closterium, 957 nucleotides. The record is from the annotation of a GenBank genome assembly. Lineage: Eukaryota; Bacillariophyta; Bacillariophyceae; Bacillariales; Bacillariaceae.
AUGACCAUUGGAUGGAAACAUGGGGAGAAUACCCCAGAACCACUGAACAUCACUGGAGCCAAUGAAUCAGUGACCUACGCUAUAUACUCAAGAAAUCAUAACCUACCAGAAAAUCAAGGUUGUAAACUUCUUCAAAAUAUAGUGAAGGACAAGAGGAAAUUCCUCUGUCCAACCAAUCAAGUCAAGCUGAGAUUGCUACAUGCUACUACACCAAAGUAUCUGUACAACUACAACAUCCAGGAGGACCACAAUGGCGUCCUUCGACUUGACAAACUCCAUGGCAACACCAACUGGAAGCAUGCCACCAAAGUUGAGAUGGAUCUGCUUGCAACGUACAAGGUCCUUGUGGAUAUGGGGAGAGGAACCCCAUUGCCAAAAGAUCACCAAACGUUCAGAGUCCAACUUGUCAAUGCCCUUAAACAUUUUGACAAACACAAGCCCAGGCUCCUACCGUUUGGUGACCUUACCUAUGUACUGCCAAACAAAACAAAACCUAGCUGUCUAUUGACAGACCAAUCUGUUGUGGUUAUAAUCCAUCAUAUGUUGAAUGGAACCCCAAUCGGUUUCUUCUCUAAGGAGCAGUCAAAUGUUGAGACUGCUACUUAUGGUUCUGAGUUUGUAGCCACUCAAACCUAUGUCAAACAGAUCAUGGAUCUUCAACAGACCUUGAGGUACCUUGGUGUGCCAAUCAAAGGUCAAAGCUACAUGUUUGGUGACAAUGAAUGUGUUGUGAACAGUUCUUCCCGACCUGAAGCAAAGCUACACAAGGGGCAUGUUGCAUUGUCGUUCCACCGUGUGAGAGAAGCAGUAGCAUGUAACAUGCUAUCUUUUAUCCACAUUGACGGUGUUCUUAACCCUGCUGAUAUUCUCAGCAAGCAUCGGGGCCAUCAGCAAAUCUGGCCACUAUUACGGACUCUAAUGUUCUGGUCUGGUGAUACUGCUGAUCAAGAGGAAUAG